AUGUACCAAGCAAUUCCCUGUGGGGUUGCACCCCCACCGGAAUUGUCUCACGCGGUGAAUUCGCCACUUCCUGUUGCCGUCGCGAAUUCGCCACUUCCCGUUGCCGUCGGUUUAGCAUGUAAUCGUGUCAGGGCCUUUCCAUUCCACCUGUGCUUGACGUUAGGGUUUGUAUUUCCACCCCUAGCCAGUGAUCAGAGGUGCGUAGGAGUGCACGGGAUCAAUUUUGUUCGAAUCACUGCAUUGCUGUUUUCGUUUGCGCAAUUCGCUUCCAACAAGAAAGGUAGUUUGGAGUUGUUUCAAAUCUCCAACUUAUUAAAUCUCUUUGAAACAAUUCAAUUCAAUUCAGUUAACAGGAGACCAGUUGGGGAGCACAAGUGCCAGAACCGAAGAUCAUUUACUCCUGUGUGCUCCUGUAGUGGUGCGUUUUGGUAGAAAUUUACAGCCUAGAUCAUAUGCGAAUGUCUCACACUCCAAAUUGGUGUCUCGCUUGACAGGCUAGGUGAGCACUUAAGAAACUAUGUUUAUUCCUCUAUUUUGCAUAUAAGAGUUAAUUUUGACUACCCAGUAGAGUAGAAAAUGGCCUUCGUUGCUUUACUUUUUAUGAUGUUACAACAUACAUGUGUUUGAGUUUCAAGGGCCAUGCUUUUCUGGAUUUGUCAUCAAGUAUUUUAGCAAAGGCUACACUGAGACUUUCAAAGAUAUGCCUGCACGAGUAGAUUGGUACCUGCAAAGGCGAUGUUAACAUCACUAUUUCGAUCGUAAUAAUUGAACACAUUUUUUUUUGAUAUUUACUUGUUCAUAUGAAUCCAAACUUGAAAUUCUCAUUGUCAAUGACAUUUUGUUUGCUCACAUUAGUAUUUAAUACAUUCUUCUUUGCCUAGGCUAA
This is a messenger RNA of Cryptomeria japonica (Japanese cedar), 886 nucleotides long. RefSeq lists its product as uncharacterized. NCBI's taxonomy places the organism in Eukaryota, Viridiplantae, Streptophyta, Pinopsida, Cupressales, Cupressaceae. The record is from RefSeq and is a predicted model, not a curated record. The coding region runs from base 1 to 432 and encodes 143 amino acids. The transcript has 5 exons.